AUGCCCCCGCCACUAUCCAACAAGACCAACAGAGGCUACGUGCCUUUACCCGUUUGUCCCGCCUCCAGCAAAUUUCGACCUCCAUCGGACAGGCAUAAGGAGAACGACGGGAAGGGUUGUCAUUCCUCGCGCGCUUCUGAAGAUGAUUCCGACGCACCCGAGCCAUUCUUCGCUCCCCAGGGCGAGAGCAUCAAGUAUUUCGCGAAAAAGCGUCCUGCUCCGCUCCUGAGGGAGCUGCCGUCCUUCAAGAAGCUAGAUUUUCAUACUGACUUGUUUUUCCCCCUCUCUCCGGCGAAACACAUGCUGCUGAAGUCCAGGCUUCUUGAAUUCAACAGAAAGGUGGCGAGAGUCCUGUUCCGGACCUGGAUUGUUAGUGUUCUCGAGAAGAAGGGGAUGGGAUAUAGGGAGUGGCGUAUAUACGUCCAGUGCCACAAGGCUUUGACAGCCUGCAGUGACAUAAACAAAAACAAUCUCCCGCCCAAGAGCCUGGAGAAGUUCCGGCUAAUGGGCGUCGAGCCCGAGGAUUUUGAUGACGAAGCCUGGAUGCCAGGAGCCUUCGAGGCUCCUACCCAAAUCUCGAAACUGACGUUUGAAGAGCGGAAGGAGCGGCUGGUCCGCAAGUUAGUCGCUGCCUUCCUAGUCGGUGUCGAGAAGCGAGCUGAGGAAUGCGAGCACCUGGAAGAGCAGGCUAGCUUUCGGGAGCAAGAGCAAGGCAUCAAAGAGGAGAGGGAUACCUCCUCAGCUGCUGAGAAGGGAGGCGAUGUCAUAGCUGACGCUGGAAAUGAUGCAGCGGAAGGCGAAGACGACAGUGAGGUCCAGAGCACAGACAAAACCGUCGGUAGCGACGAUCCCAUUGAUGCCACCGAGGUCGUCGAACAUGUUGCAGAAACGCCCUGCUGCCCCGAUGACUCUUCAGAGAGACCUCCAUCUGUCUCCCGUGAAGAGAUCAGUGUCGCCCAAUCCCCCGCCGUGGCUACCGGAGACUCCCUCCCAUCCUCACCGUCACCUGCGCGAAGCUCACCGCUCCGCGAGCUCGGCCAACUCUCACCUUGCACGCUGGAGGACGACGCCCCUGAGCGUUCCCUCGAGCCUAUUGGCGUGCCGACUACCGAGGAGGCGGAGGGUCCCGAACAAGACCCGUCAGCAGCGCCGACCGCGACUGUCGAGCGGGCGCCUUCCUCGACGCCCUCUCCACCGACUUCGCCUGGUCCACAGGUCAAAGUCGAACCUUCCGAGCAGGAGCUGCUGCCGCCAGCACACCACAUGCAGCAUCCCAGCCAGGAGGCAACAUCUUGUGAGCAGGGAGCAGAGCACCCGCAACCGACGACCGCCCGAGGACCACCGCCGGAAUCCUUCGCCUGUCUCGCCGUCGGGAUGGGACGAGCCCCGCGCGACGGCUUUGAGUGCGAAGUCUACACCGAAGGCCUCGCGCGCGCCUACGCGCAGAUCCUAGCCCGGGAGAACCUCGCGUCCGACCUCGAAGAGCGCGGUAUCGAGCUCCCGCACAUCGAGGACGACGGCAUGCCCAAGCCGCGCAUGGGCAACAUGUGGGCGCUCGAGCACGACGCCUACCAGGCGGUGUACGCGAACGCGUUCGCGGAAGUCCUCGCGCAAGAGGCGCUCGAGGAGGCGGAGGCGGUGGAGGAUUAG
This is a messenger RNA of Gloeophyllum trabeum ATCC 11539, 1650 nucleotides long. RefSeq lists its product as uncharacterized. Bases 1 to 1650 code for a protein of 549 amino acids. The record is from RefSeq and is a predicted model, not a curated record. Lineage: Eukaryota; Fungi; Basidiomycota; Agaricomycetes; Gloeophyllales; Gloeophyllaceae. The transcript has 3 exons.